Messenger RNA from Saccharomyces cerevisiae S288C, 336 nucleotides. It is a transcript of the gene CMC1, whose product is annotated as Cmc1p. Gene Ontology annotation, cellular component: mitochondrial inner membrane; mitochondrial intermembrane space. The record is from RefSeq and is marked reviewed. Lineage: Eukaryota; Fungi; Ascomycota; Saccharomycetes; Saccharomycetales; Saccharomycetaceae. Bases 1 to 336 code for a protein of 111 amino acids. The transcript has a single exon.
AUGGAGCAAAACAAAGAUCCGCAGAUGAUCUCGAAACAUAGUUCUAGGCUACCUAUAUGGGUGCUAAGUCCUCGCGAAGAACAACAGGCUCGCAAGAACUUGAAGACGGAAACAUACAAAAAAUGUGCAAAUUUUGUUCAAGCAAUGGCAGAUUGUGCUAAGGCAAAUGGAAUGAAAGUUUUUCCCACUUGUGAUAAGCAACGAGAUGAAAUGAAAUCGUGCCUCCUGUUUUAUCAAACAGAUGAGAAAUAUUUAGAUGGUGAAAGGGAUAAAAUUGUUUUAGAAAAAAUCAACAAGCUUGAAAAGUUAUGUCAAAAACAAAGCUCUACAAAAUAA